UCUAGGAUCAUCUAUGGCUGUGAGAGCUAGGGAAAAAGUCCCACCCAGUAAGUUUCCAUCUCCACUAUUACACUAUACUAAUUAAUUAAUCAUCUUUCAUUUUUAUUUACUUAUAAUAUUGUGUAAAUUAGUUAUAAUUUAAUUAAUUCAAUAAUUUGUAGAUGAAUGGUGGCUUUCGUAUGGGUCUGAUGUGCCAAAUCUCCAAAUGUUUGCACUCAAGGUUUUGAGUCAAACCUGUAGCGCCUCACCAUGUGAGCGUAAUUGGAGUGCCUUUGAUCAUAUACAUUCAAAGAAGAGAAACCGUUUGCUGCAAUCAAAGUUAAAUGAUCUUGUCUACAUCCAGUACAACAAAAAGCUGCAGCAACGGUUUUUUGAGAGAAAGCACAAUGUUGGCAGUAAGAGUUAUGAUCCUAUAUUCUUAAGGGAAGUUGAUGAAAAUGAUGAUUGGGUUGUUCCAGAUGAUGAAGCACUUCAAGACCUUGUCAAUCAAGGUGAUGAUCUGACUUGGGAACAAGUACGAGCAGCACAACAAGCAACUGAGGCACGGACAAACACAAGGAGUCAAAACAGAAGGGGGAAUGUGAAUGCAUCACAGUCUGCGUAUAGACUGCUUGAUAUUGAUAUAGAUGACCCGGAAGUGGAAGAGGAAGAACAAGUGGGGAAUCUGACUACUGAAGAUCUAUUUGGAGAAGAUCUAUUUGGGGACAUGGAGGAUGAAGACGAAAAUCACGACCUUGAACCCAAUGAAGAUUAAUAUCAGACCAACUUAUUAGAAGAUUGACUGUUUUAUCACUUUUGCUUUAUGACAUUUGCUACGCCAUCAUUAGGAUAAUAGGAUUUCUAUCCUUUUAUUCACUUCUAUGCAUUUUAAGACAAUUUAAAGACAAUUUUAUUACUAUAUUUUAAGACUACUAUAUUUAAAUAUAUUAUUAUAUUUAAUUAAUACUAGGCCGAGUACUCACCGAGUAAUCCCGAGUAAUCGGUCCUACUCGCUACUCGGCCCUUGACCGAGUUGCUACCGAG
Messenger RNA from Cuscuta europaea, 1023 nucleotides. The record is from the annotation of a GenBank genome assembly. Lineage: Eukaryota; Viridiplantae; Streptophyta; Magnoliopsida; Solanales; Convolvulaceae.